This is a messenger RNA of Scheffersomyces coipomensis, 1151 nucleotides long. RefSeq lists its product as uncharacterized. Lineage: Eukaryota; Fungi; Ascomycota; Pichiomycetes; Serinales; Debaryomycetaceae. Bases 94 to 1005 code for a protein of 303 amino acids. The record is from RefSeq and is a predicted model, not a curated record. The transcript has a single exon.
CCGAUUUCUUCAUAAAUAUAAAGCAGGAAAUCGUUUUAAAUUUUGCAGUUCGAUUUCUUUGCUGUAUUGUCUAGAGUAGUGGGGUAUAUAAAUAUGACGGGCUUAAUAUUGAGAAGAUUCCAGUCUACUGGGUCCAAAAUUAUAGCGAGUUGUCCAAAACCAGAGUAUGAUACCGGGUGUACAUUUUGUGAAGUUCCUGCCCUUCCUUUCAGCAAACAAAUCGAUAUGACCACGAAUUUGGCGUCAACCAAGACAGCUCCUUGGAAGCAUGUAUUGAUAUUAUCUCAUGGUAUUAGGGACUUCAACGAUAUGCCUUCUAAGAUUGAGUUUAUUCCAGACUCAUUGAGUUCAUCUAUAAAUCAUUUAAAGAAUGGUAGGGUUAGUGCUCAUCAUCCCAUAUUAGUGUCUAAUAUUUUAUUAAAAGAACAUGAUCUGAUAUUGAAAUCAUUUGGAAUAGAAGAAAGUAAGAAAGAUGAACAAUUAGUUUAUAUUUAUCCUGAUAAUAAGGUGGUUAAGUUUGACAUCAGUAAGACAGUUCAAUUCAUCAAACACUACUUGACUCCAGCAGACCAUCAACUUGAAGCUGUUUACAAUCCAUUUAAAGUGGCUGAGAAGGUGAAAAUACAAAAGGAUAUAGAAGAUGAAGAUGUAAAGGAUACUAGUCAUAAUUUCAUUGAAUAUCCUAUUUCCAAAAACUUGGUAUUAAUCUGUGGUCAUACAAAGAGAGAUAUUCGUUGUGGAGUUCUUGCUCCUCUCUUGGAAAAUGAAUUUUCAAAAGUACUUCAAAAAGAAGGAUUACAUCAAGAUACUGAAUUAGGUUUAAUAUCUCAUAUAGGAGGACAUGUAUAUGCUGGAAAUGUGAUAUACUUCCCCAAAGACGUUGAUAAUAAUCAUGGUAUAUGGUAUGGUAGAGUGUUUCCUGACAGAGUUCAAGGAAUCGUUAAACAAACAAUUAUGAAAGGGAACAUAAUUAAAGAGUUAUACAGAGGUCAACUUGCUGAUUGAAUCCAACUUACUAUUAUAUCUAGAUCCAAACUAUAACUGUAAAUAGAUGAUAAAUAGAGUUAACUUGUACAUAUAUAGAGAGUUAUGUGUGAAAGCGCACAGAAACGCUAAAUAAAUUUUUGAACCACACACGCGUUGUUUACAUU